Messenger RNA from Ceratina calcarata, 501 nucleotides. RefSeq lists its product as uncharacterized. The transcript is spliced from 3 exons. Bases 67 to 399 code for a protein of 110 amino acids. Lineage: Eukaryota; Metazoa; Arthropoda; Insecta; Hymenoptera; Apidae. The record is from RefSeq and is a predicted model, not a curated record.
CGCUAUGAUCGAAAUUCCUCAAAUCGUCUCAGUGUCGGUUUAGUUAGGUUAAAUCGUUCUGCAAAAAUGGUGAAAUUUUUGCGACAAGCACCCCUAGUUGGAGUUUUGCGGCCUAUCUAUGAUAAGCCACUUGGAUAUAAAAUAAAAGUUUUGUGGAAAGAAUUUAAAAGGGUUAACCCUUCAUUAGCGUUUUUCGGGCCUCCUGGUUACUUGUCAGGCCUCGUUUUAGCUGUACUAACGACGUACCUAGCUCUAAACGAGAACCCUGUUAAGAAAUAUUAUGAUCAUAUUCGUAUUUUCAGAGCAGACGAUCCACGAGUCAAAACUAUUAGAACAGAUGACUCCAUAGGUAUGACUUUCUUAAACGUAAAUAACGCAAUGCUGCCUCAAGAUUAUUAAAAACAGAGGAAUGAUCAAUUAGACUUAAUAAUAUUGUAUAAUAUACUUAGUACACUUGUGUAAAUUGUACCUCUAUAAAUAAAUCCUUUGUGUUGAAAGGUA